Messenger RNA from Carassius auratus (goldfish), 1450 nucleotides. RefSeq names its product protein mab-21-like 3. The transcript has 7 exons. The coding region runs from base 112 to 1275 and encodes 387 amino acids. Lineage: Eukaryota; Metazoa; Chordata; Actinopteri; Cypriniformes; Cyprinidae. The record is from RefSeq and is a predicted model, not a curated record.
ACAAAAGAACCACAAAAAAAGGGACACAAAGACCUCACAUCAAGCUUUGCGGCUGGAAAGAAGACUUAAAAAUAGUGUUCAAAGAGAGCACUUCUUAGGAUAGACUGCAAAAUGACCAACUUUACAGAUGAAGACCUGGACAACUAUUUGCAAAAUCAGGUGGAUCUCAGGCAUCGUCAGGUUUCAAAGUCCGUAGAAGAUGUGCAAAAAAUCAUAAAAGAUCUUACAGCUGAGGUCAGCUCGAAGGAUGCUCGUUUCCAGUCCAUUGCAAACUCUGGAGUGCAUAAUGCCAGCCUCAAAGACCAGCCAGCUUUAGUGUCAAAAUGGUCUGCAUUACUCAGAGGAAGAUGUGCAUACAACCCUGCCAUCCAAGUGCUCACCCCAACUCUGUUCCUGAUUUCAGUGCCCCUACAGGGUCUGAUGGGUUAUAAGGAGAGGCGCACGCGUCAGUGGCGUUACUACACACUGAGCGGGUCUCGUCUCCUCUCACCGGUCCGUGAGCCAGAGAAGCUCCACCAGUGGCUGGAGCUAGAGAGUUUCGUCAAUCCGAAUCAGGAGUGGCAUGAUGCCCGCAUGAUCAUUGAGGGUGAUAUUGUGCCAGCAAAGGUGGUGAACGUCUUCAAAGAGCAUCUGGAGGCAUCCAUAAAGACCUGUGGUCUAACAAGUAAGGUGAGUAUGCUGGAAUCAGUCGGGUCAGUGGUGCGUGUUGCUGUGGAAACAUCAGAGGCACAAAUUGAGGUGGAAUUGGUUCCUACAGUGGAGCUAAUGAACUACUGGCCAAAGAGAGCUAGGUGGCCUCGUCUUUUUCGAAGAUGGCCCUCCACAGAACGGGCUCGCUGUAUUAAGUCAUUUGGAUUCAAUCUAAUGGCCACAUCAAACUACCACUGGCUGCUGUCAUUCUCACGGGCAGAGCAGGUGCUGCUGAGCAAUAUAGAUGAGGACGGCGGCUGCCGCAGGAAGUGUUAUCGGGUGGUCAGACAGCUCAAGGAGGACGUCUGGUGUCCUGGAAGCAAACCUGUCAUUACUGCCUACCACCUACAGACACUGCUUUUCUGGACAUGUGAGAAGUACCCCUGCACCAGGGACUGGAGAGACUUCAGAGGAUGUGUAUUACGGCUGGUGCAGAAGCUGUAUAAGUGUGUUAGCCAGCAUUAUCUCCGACAUUACUUUGUACGAUCCCACAACCUCCUGAAAUACAGCAAUACUAAUGAGCUUGAUGACGUUGCAAAGAAAAUCAAUAAUUUCCUGGACAACCCUGGAACAUAUGUUCAUUAGAAGCUUCCUGUAUGGGUUAGAUGGCAUAGAUCUAUGUUAGCUGUGCUCCGUUCUGACUGCAUCAUAUUGAUGAGAUCAUCAUGGUAAUAGGCCGUGGUUGGCUAAGUAAGUAUGAGUGCAUUUCCUUCUUAUGUCUGUCUGAUCCUGAAACUUUCACCAGAAUUAUGUAUUGUAU